Coniosporium apollinis CBS 100218 is the source of this 3492-nucleotide messenger RNA. RefSeq lists its product as uncharacterized. The coding region runs from base 1 to 3492 and encodes 1163 amino acids. The record is from RefSeq and is a predicted model, not a curated record. The transcript has 6 exons. NCBI's taxonomy places the organism in Eukaryota, Fungi, Ascomycota, Dothideomycetes. Gene Ontology annotation, molecular function: phosphate transmembrane transporter activity. Gene Ontology annotation, biological process: monoatomic anion transmembrane transport; phosphate ion transport; polyphosphate metabolic process. Gene Ontology annotation, cellular component: membrane.
AUGAGCUCGACUGGAACAUCGAUGUCCAUACCCACGAUAGUAGUAACACUCGUAGACGGCAAGUCCGUCGGGAGUGACUACGGAAUUGAACCCGAGAUGCGUAAUCCGAACUUGCUCGGAUACGAUCUAUUAGACGAAUUCACGGAGGAAGAAAAAGAAGAGUUACGCAUGGAGGAAGAAGCGCGCGUAAUGAGAGAGCCGCACAUAGAAGAAGAGGAACGGAUAGAGGAAGAAGCGCGCAAAGUGGAAGCAGCACGCAAAGUGGAAGCAGCACGCAAAGUGGAAGCAGCACGCAAAGUGGAAGAAGCUAGUGCUACGGAGGAAGCAAGAAUCGUGCGAACGACGAGAAACCACGUCCACUCCGAUAGCUGGAUACCGAAACUGAGCCUUUCUGCCCAGGAACCUGGGCCUGAUCGUCCACGUCAGUCCUCUCGGCUUGUUCGCCCACCGUCGCUCCCGGUCAGGCGAACAGCUUCAGUCGCAAGGGGUUCCGAACACGCCAACAGUGCUUCGGCAGCCAUGUUGGACAUAAUCACUAAGCAGACUCGACUCGUUAAUGGAUCAUCAACCGUAGCCGGAUCGUAUAUUGCUUAUCUUCCCGGGCCUACGGCAAGCACAGCACAGCAAAACUUCGCUGGGAAGGCUGGUUACACGGAUGGUCGCGCAUCAGACAUGCCCAGCGGGUUCACACGCAUCCCUUUCCGGGACGAGUGGAACCCCCCGGCAGCGCUGGCUUUGGAAGAAAGCCGACGACCCGAGUAUCUUAGCGGAGACACUUUCGAGCUUCAGGACUUCAGCACAACCGGAAAACUCCGAGAGCACGCCAGCGGGGAGAGGGAAGACAGGCGCAAGCGCAAGCGGUGGGCGAAGCUCGAGAGGCUUCACCAGGAAGCCGAGAUGAAGUUCUCCCACAGCAUACAGUUCAAUGCUGUGCCCGAUUGGAGCAGCCACUACAUAGCCUACAGUAAUCUCAAGAAGCUUAUAUACCAGCUCGAGAAACAGAUACACCAGGUUGCCGGCCCUCCCACACAAGAUGCCGAAUCCUCCCCUCUCCUCAAUGGCGCCCCAGAUGACCCAGACAAGGUGUUCAUCAAUGCGUUGGACCAUGAGCUGGAUAAGAUUUGCUCCUUUUACCAGUUGAAGGAGCUGGAGAUAUUCGGCGAGGUCGCCUCUCUGCUCACCGAUGAAGAAGAAUAUGAAGAGGAGCAUGACGAAGUAGAUAUGGAUGGGGCCGACGGCCCACCAAGCAGUCGCAAGACAAUUGGUAGGGCACGACAGAGUAGCAUCUUCCAGAGCUUCACCUUCGGGCUCGGAAGGAACCGGAGAGCAAGCACAGCCAGUCAGACUCGGUCGCGGGGUUCACUCAGACGCCUCGAUGAACAGCGGGAGGCGGACAGCGAUGACGAGGCGACAGACGAGCUGUCUGCGCUGAGAAAGACCAAAUCUCAUGACGGGUCUGCACGGGAACGAGAACCUAGCAGCCCAAAUAUACGGAACACCGACCAACAGUCGAAUAAAGGCCGACGAAUGAGUGCUUCCUACGACGAUUUCAGCGACCAGAAUUUCUCUGCACUCUAUGAUACAGGCAUCACCCUCAAAAAGCGAGCCAUAAGUCACUAUGUCAAUCUUUGUGAGCUUCGCUCAUUCAUCCAGCUGAACAGGACUGGUUUCCAGAAAGUCCUGAAGAAGUACGACAAGAUCCUUGAUCGGAACUUGAAGAGCUCGUACAUGGAAAAGGUGGAAAAGCAAUAUCCAUUCCAGCAGUCAACAAUGGACCGCCUCACCGAGAACCUUCAGAAGUUGGAAAAGGCCUAUGCCAACAUCGUCACAAACGGCAAUGUGGAUCAGGCGAAGCGCGAACUCAGGCUUCACCUACGUGAGCAUGUUGUGUGGGAGCGUAACACAGUGUGGCGCGAGAUGAUAGGCAUUGAGAGGAAAGCGCAGGCUGCGAAUAUGGGCAUCAGGCAGACUAUGCUCGGUAAUGACACAGACUACCGCAAUGCACGGAGGCAAGGUGACGAUGCCCCACCAGCGACAAAGGAGAUCGUUACGCCGGUUGGCAGGUACCGCUGUCCCCAGUGGUUGCUCAGCUCGACGUUUUAUACACUGAUUGCCAUCAUCGCGACCUUUUUCGUGCUUGUCUUUGUUCCUAUCAUGGAGGCGCCCGAGCAGCAGAACUGCCUUGCUAUGGUAGUUUUCGUCAGCUUACUAUGGGCUACAGAGGCUAUACCGCUCUUCGUCACAUCCCUACUAGUCCCCUUCCUCGUCGUAAUCCUCCGCGUCGUGCGCUCAGACCAAAAGCCGCACAACCGCCUCGAGUCAAAACCCGCGGCAUCCUACGUCUUCGGCGCAAUGUGGACACCAGUAAUUAUGCUCCUCCUCGGGGGCUUCACCAUCGCGGCCGCCCUGUCCAAAUACAACAUCGCCAAGAUGAUGGCCACCUUCGUCCUCAGCAAAGCCGGCACCAAACCGCGCACCGUUCUCUUGACCAGCAUGUUCGUCGCCAUGUUCGCCAGCAUGUGGAUCAGCAAUGUCGCCGCGCCCGUUCUGUGCUUCUCCAUCAUCCAGCCCAUCCUGCGUAACCUGCCCGCCGACUCCGCAAUGACUAAGGCCCUCUUGCUUGGUAUCGCGCUGUCUUCAAACAUGGGCGGUGCGGCGUCGCCGAUCGCGUCCCCGCAGAACCUCAUCGCGCUGCAGAAUAUGUCGCCGCAGCCCGGGUGGGGUGUUUGGUUCUUCAUCGCGCUGCCCGUGUGCAUCAUCUCGAUCCUGCUGAUCUGGCUGCUGCUGCUCGCAACGUUCCAGCCUGGGAAGAACACGACUAUCGUGCCGAUCCGGCCCAUGAAGGAUAAAUUCUCCGGGAUCCAGUGGUUUAUUUCCGUGGUUACGGUUCUGACAAUCGUGCUGUGGUGCGUGACGCACCAGCUCGAGCCUGUGUUCGGCGAUAUGGGUGUCGUGGCUAUCAUCCCCAUUGUCCUGUUUUUCGGCACGGGAAUUCUUACGAAGGAAGACUUUAAUAACUUCCUCUGGACGAUUAUUAUCCUUGCUGCCGGGGGUCUGGCGCUCGGGAAGGCCGUCAAUAGCUCGGGGCUGCUGCAUACCAUCGCCGGUACGAUCACGACGAAGGUCGAGGGGCUGAGCUUGUACUCUGUGAUGAUUGUCUUCUCAGCGAUGAUCUUGGUCGUCGCGACGUUCAUCAGCCAUACCGUUGCUGCGCUCAUUGUGCUCCCGCUGGUGCAGCAGGUAGGUCAGGGCAUGAGCGAGCCGCAUCCGAAUCUGCUGGUCAUGGCGAGCGUGUUGAUGUGUUCGGCGGCGAUGGGGCUGCCGACGAGUGGGUUUCCGAAUAUGACUGCAAUCAUGAUGGAGGAGCCACACACCGGAGUGAGGUAUUUGCAGGUCAGGCACUUCAUCACGAGGGGCGUGCCGAGCUCGCUUAUUGCGUUCGUGGUGGUCAUCACGCUUGGGUAUGGGUUGAUGCUGGCCGCUGGCUUUUAA